UCCUGGGCGUCUCUUUAUGGUACGGCUGAGGCUCUCUAGCCCGCGCCCGCCGUCCUCUCAGUGGUAGCGCGGGCAAGAGAGGAAAGAGCUGGCGGCCGAGUGGGCUCUCGGCGAAUGCGGGUGCAGCCGGAGCUCCGCAGAGGACGGUACGAGCUGAGGGUGAUCAGCACAUGACCUGCUAGAGAGAGAGAGAUUUCUAGGUAAAAUCAAACAAGGAAGAUUUGCCAGAAUCAAGAGUGAUGGAUCCAUGUUCAGUUGGAGUUCAGCUUCGUACCACAAAUGAGUGCCAUAAAACCUACUACACUCGUCACACGGGUUUCAAGACUUUGCAAGAAUUGUCAUCAAAUGAUAUGCUUUUACUUCAACUUAGAACUGGAAUGACACUUUCUGGGAACAAUACCAUUUGCUUCCAUCAUGCAAAAAUUUACAUUGACAGAUUUGAGGAUUUGCAGAAGUCAUGUUGUGACCCAUUUAACAUACACAAAAAGCUAGCCAAAAAAAAUUUGCAUGUAAUUGACUUAGACGAUGCCACUUUUCUGAGUGCAAAAUUUGGAAGACAGCUUGUACCUGGAUGGAAGCUUUGUCCAAAAUGUACACAAAUAAUCAAUGGAAGUGUGGAUGUUGAUUCUGAAGACCGGCAGAGAAGAAAACCUGAUUCAGAUGGAAGAACUGCUAAAGCUUUGAGGUCAUUGCAAUUUGCAAACCCAGGAAAGCAAACUGAAUUUGCUCCAGAAACUGGUAAAAGAGAAAAAAGAAGGCUCACAAAAAAUGCUACCGCUGGUUCUGACAGACAAGUGAUACCAGCGAAGAGUAAGGUCUAUGAUAGCCAGGGUCUCCUGAUUUUCAGUGGAAUGGACCUUUGUGACUGCCUUGAUGAAGACUGUUUAGGAUGUUUCUAUGCUUGUCCUGCCUGUGGGUCCACCAAAUGUGGAGCUGAGUGCCGCUGUGACCGCAAGUGGCUAUAUGAACAGAUCGAAAUUGAAGGAGGAGAAAUCAUUCAUAAUAAACAUGCUGGAUAAUUUUUGGUAUCAAAUUAUGGGAUCUUUAAAGAUCCCUUCUUUAUUUCUAAAACUCCGUCAUUCUAAGAUACAUUUUAAAGUUGAUUGCCAAAUGAUGAAGAUUUGAAAACCACCUCGACACGCACUCAUUGUGCACUAAUGUUGCAUUUAGGGUGCUUUAAGAUUCAUUAUUUGAUAGAAAUUUAGAUGGGCUCUUCCUCAGCAGUCAGCUUUAAGCCUGUCCAGGUCAAUGUCAACAGGUAGGUAAAGGCAGUCCUCCAUUAGCUGAGCUCAAAUUUCAGUUAAGACAGUAUAUACUGUCUUAAGCAGUUACAUGAGGUACAAACUGCCCUGCUAGCUCUUUGGUCCACAAAUCAUUAUGUAACAGAUGUGCUUCAUUAUCACUGACCAAUCACAGUACUUCUCUCAAAUUCUGCUCGUGAUCGGUUACUGCACAUCUGUCAUUCAGUUUGCACAUAGACAGCAAAGCUUGUGGAUAUGUUGUCUCCGUGUCGCCCAUGGGACAUUUUAUAAAAGUGGAUCAUCAAAAGAACUGACCAACAAAGAUAAAAGUGAGUGAAGAAAUGAAAAAUGAUAACGCUAGACAUGAGAUUUGAAAUGACAGUAAAUGGGGUUGUAGAAGAAAUCAUUGAUGGGAAUGUUGGCACUGCUAUUCUAGAGCCUCAGCUAGGGGAACCUCGUGGAGGCAAGCUUAACAUAAAUAGAGCAAUUGGUUGUGAUGAGAAGGUCGAAUAUAUUCCAGAGGCAGCGAUGCUAAAAACUUCAUUUAAAGGAAAUUAGAGUUGUUUAACAACAUUGGAAGUACAAAUGAUAAAAUGGUGGAAGCUGAUCCAAACUUGAGUAUGAUAGUUUGCAGUGGUUAUAGAGUAAAUACUUAGUAUCCAAAGUUAACAAAAAGGCAAGCACUCUCCAGACCACUCUUAAUUAGUUUUUUAACAAUGAAAUGACACUUUAAUUCUCAGAAUUCUCAGUGUUUCUAAUGUUUAAAUUAGAGUGUACUAAAAUCCUUCUUUUUACAAUGUUUUCAUUUUCUUUUAUUUAUAACUGACCAAGUUUUUAAUAUUUUGCUGGAUUUUUAAAGGUCAAAGAACAUUUUCCCCGUUGAUUAUUAAGAUUGCUUUGGAUGGCCAUGUUUGUGGUCCUACACCACUAUGCAAGCCAAGGACGAUAGCUGAGAACAGUGCCCACCUACUUCAGGAAAAGUUAAUUUUGAUAAAACUUGGUGGUUGAGUGUUAAAAAUAUUUUAGAAAUAAUCUACCCUAUCUGUGUGCUAAAAUUGUCUCGCAACUUACCCUUAAAAAAAAGUUUUAGUAUUGCGAACCUUUCAUGGUUUAGAUCAUACAUUUUUGGUGAGAAUUUGUUGUUGAUGGCAAAAAUUUCAUUCUAUGUAUAAAGCAUGGAUAAAUAUAUACAAUACAUAAACAGGGAUACAUUGUAUCUAUGGUAUUAAAGUUUUAUAGGGUGGCAAUUAGGAUUAAAAGGCCUAAAAAAGGCUUUAAGGUAGUAAGAAUGGAAAAAAAAAAAAAACAAGUUAAAGAAACCCUAGUUGAGAGAGAAUAUAAAUUAUUUGGAAAUUGGCUGAAUCUUGAUAUACAGGUUUUGUGUGAAAUUUGUAUGGGUGCUGUUGGGAGGAUGAGAGUGAGUGAUAACCUUUCUGCUCUUUUUUUUUAAGCAGCUACUUGUCUAAAAUCUUUUAUCAUCUAGGAGAUUGCCACUAAACUAGGUUUUUGCUUUGUUUUUCCUAAAUUAGAGUACUUGGAAUCUGAUUGAGCUUUCAGCAGUUUAAAAUGCUUUUUAGCCAUUGAAAUGAAAUUUAUACAGCCAGUUUGAUUGAACUGACCAGUAGGGUUUAUUUUUAUUCCUGUAUACUUUUGGUAUCUGUUGAACAGAUUUUACUUUGAUGGAAUGCCAUUUUGAACCAUGGAAUUGUCAUUAAGUUACAAUUGUUCACUGACCUAAUUAUCAGAAGUAUGGUUAGUAUCAGUUCUUCAAUUCACAUUUCAACAGAGCACUGGCAAAAAAAACUAUUUUGGAUUUAUAUACUUAAAUCAGAUACUAGAUUUUUUUUUUCUGAAUUAAGGAAGUAUUUUGUUAUAGAGGAUACACAGACUUCCAAUUUUAUCUGGGUUCAUACUAUUUAAUGAACUGGGGUCAUUAGACAUUAGUUGCAUUAUGUUUUUGUUGGUUCUAAGUAAGUACGAUUUAGUAUCUUGCUUAAGCCAUUCUGUAGAGACAAAUUUAAAUCUCAGAUUUUUUUUGUUGUUUAAAACAGGAAUAUAUUUUCAAAAGAAUAAAUGGCUAUAAAAUUCAACUUGUCUAUAUUUCAGCAUUCCUUAGUAGAACAUUUCUGUUACCUUUCAAAGAUGGUAAUAGUUAAUUUAAGCUUCAAGGGUAAAUUUCUGGAACAAUUUUGCUUAUAUUUGUUCAUUAUACCUUAAGAGACCAGACUUUGUGAACAUGCACAAUGUUUACAGAGAGGUGUAUCUAAUUUAGAGUGCGCUAUAAUAAAAGCUGUGUUUUGGAAAAAUUA
Messenger RNA from Canis lupus familiaris (dog), 3550 nucleotides. RefSeq names its product ADP ribosylation factor like GTPase 14 effector protein (gene ARL14EP). The record is from RefSeq and is a predicted model, not a curated record. NCBI's taxonomy places the organism in Eukaryota, Metazoa, Chordata, Mammalia, Carnivora, Canidae. Bases 240 to 1019 code for a protein of 259 amino acids. Gene Ontology annotation, cellular component: intracellular membrane-bounded organelle. The transcript has 4 exons.